GGUGAGGCAUUAGGCUAUCUGAUUUUAUACACUCACUAAUGUACAAAGCUAAUUAUGAAUCAAGUUUAAGAGGGUCUCUUUUCUGAAACAUUUUAUUAUACUGUAACUUACAUAAGUAGACCAGAUAUUUUGGUUUUUGAUGGGUGGACGACAAUUUGAUGAGUCACAACCGAUGCAUUGAUUCAGCCAAUGAUUGACUAAGACUAAAGUAGAAAGUAUCCGUGAUUUGUGACGAAAACAUUUAUUAGGGAUUUAUGUGACAUUAAUGACACUGUCUUAUGCGCGGUCGGUCUGGGAUCGAUCGUAGUUCACCAAGGUAAACAUCUACAGUUAUCUCAAAGGAGCCACAAACCAGAUGACAUCAUUUUUUAGAAAUAUUUUGGGUAUGAAUGAUAAAGAAGGAAGUGCAGAGAAUGCGACAAAUUACAAUGGGUAUGAAGUGGAUUAUCAGACAGGGGCGAAUUUUUCUUCCAACCGCAACAAGUCGAUAGAUGACCUAUUAAAACAGUAUCAGGGUCAGAGAGCAAGUUAUCCAAAUUUACAGUUUCAUGUUCAGCAACUAACUGAAAACAAUGAGUUUCAGAUGGAACUUAUUAAUAGACUUGUACAGGAACGUAGACAAUUGGUUAUUGAGAAUAAAAGACUGUCGGAAGAAAAGAUUAGGUUUACGAGAAAGAUAGAGACUCAGUCUAAAGAGAUCGGUGACCUAAAAAAUGAAGUUAUGGAUUUGAAAAGGUCACUAACCACACAGCAGAGUAAUGUACCACCACCUCAUUCUGAAUGGAAACUUGCAGAAAGUAUUUUCAGCUAUCGUACCUCUCCAAGGAAACAAAAAUAUGUGGAGGUUCCAAAGAAAAGACCACAGGUCCAUGUGUAUUUCUUCAGUCCACAGAGAGACCAGAUUCCACCUAUUUCUGACAUUACGAAUCGUCUGGCAGAGUCUCUGUCCCAGCAGGAUAUCGAGUUAGUGACCGACAUUAUUAGCGAAACUCCUGUGUCGGACGAUGCCCGGCCAGCCAUCCUUCUGUGUAUUAACGUGUCGCGGGUGGGAACAGACGUCGCAAAUGCACUGAAAGAUAUGAAAGCUGAUUACAAUGUAGCUGUGGUUGUUCUGCAUCACAAGGAUAUCCAUGUGUUACCCAAGCUGUCCAGCGUGAAGAGUUUGACCGGCCGGGAGUUCCAGAAUCUUGGAACCAUCGUGGACAUGGCCUUCUGGAAGGAGAAAGGCCUGCACCAGUGUGACAUGAACCAGCUGGCCAUACAGAAACUGUCCGACUUCCUCAAGAUGUUCAUACUGCCGGGCAACUGAAACAGUAGACUCAACUGAAGCAGUAAACCAUCAAUUGAAACAGUAGACUGUCAACUGAAACAGUAGACCGUCAGUUGAAACAGUAGACUGUCACUGUAACCUGUGAUGUUUGAUGAAUAUGGGUGGGCUCAUUUGGGCUAAUUGGAAUUUAUUUUGAAUAUACCAACACUAAUAAUUCUAUAACUCUUGCAGCAAAAACACAUUAUGUGUUUUUCCUGUGACACGACUAACAGAUGGUGCAUUUAUUUAAUAUAAUAAUAUCCUGUUGAAGUGUAUCGGAAUAAAUGGUAUUCAUUCAACUUGUGUUGGUGUGUAUGUAACAUAUGUUUAGCAACAACCAAGAAAGCAGUAAUCAUACUGGAUGAUUUUACUGUCUCAUAUUGCUUUUAUUCCACCAUAAAAUAUUGCAAUUGACCAGUAGUUUAAUAAACUCUACCCUCAUCUGUUUUUAAAAAAAAAAAAGGUUUUGGAAUUGUUAUAUUUUUAACUGUUAAAGAAACUCACACAAAUACCUCCGACCCUUUUACUUUAUUUUGACAAUUUGUUUUCAUUCUUCUUGCAUCACUUCUAAUUUGGAUUCCAUAGCCUUUGAAUUGUAUUGUUUUUUGGCACUUCUGGAUUAUUCAAAUGAGUUCACCCUAUAUUUCUUCUUGUGCCAUUUUGUGUAUUUGGAAUUCUAUCGUUUUAUGUUGUUGUUUAUAAUAAACUGGAUCAAAACUAUAGUAUGAAACAUGUUCUACAUGUCCAAAUAUUGGUACAGUAUGUUUUUCUUAAAUUAUCCUUUGGGGUGUGUGUGAAAUGUGGGGAGGUAAUAAUAAAAUUGUGUAUAGUCUGUCUGAAUCUUGGUAUCUGUAGUACCUAAUGUGAAAUGUUUGAAGCAGAGCAAUAUGAGGUGCUGUGUUUCAAUUAUAUGCCAUGAGUCCAUAUGAAUGUACAUUUAUUAUACAAGACUAACAAAUACAGACAUUAAAUUAAUAAUUUAAAGAUAAAACUAAUCGAGUGUGAUGUAACCCAGUGGUAAAGCACUCUCCUGAUGCACAGUCCGUCUAGGAUCUAUUCCUGUACGUGCUAUCGGGUCUUUGGGAUGGUGCAUAUAAAAGAAAAUGUGGCAGGUUUUCUUUCUAUGACUAUUAUGUAAAAAUUACCAAAUGUUUGACAUUCAAUAGACGAUGACUAAUAAAUUGAUGUUAUCUAUUCAUAUUGUUAAACAAACCAAAACUUUAACUUUGGUAUACCCAGUGAAGUCGAAACAAGCAUUUGGAUAUACCUAGACUCAAGCUUGUCACAGUCUGUCAUAUUUCCAAGGAGUAACUGGCCAAUGAGUUCCAAGUACCGGCAUGCUCAGUCAUUACGCCCAAUUUGUUAGUUACCUCAGAUUCUAAUCAGCCAAGGUCUUCCAAAUUAGUUUGCUGGAUUAUAGCUAUAACAGUUUUUUCUAAUUAAUCAUACACAGAUUUUUUUUUUUUACUUACCCAAGUUAGACAAUGUCAGCAAUAUUUGUAUUUAUUAUAAAUAUUUAUCUUUGUAUAUUUUAAUGUUAAUUAUCUCAUUAAAGGAGUGAAAUAAUUGAUUUAUUUUCAUCCCCCUUUUUAAGAAGGUUAUGAACAUCUAUUUAUUAGCUGAUUGCUUCAGUGAUUUGAUUUUCCAGCUUUUUAUCUAAUUUAGGAGUUUUUUUUACAUAAAAUAUUUUUUGUUGUUGAAACAUGACCAUUAAGAAUUGUAUAAAGUUUUUAACUUUUAAAAGAUCAUUUCAGCUUUUAUUUUUAAAUGGGUAUCACAUCCAUGUAAUUUUAACUAGUUAAUGUAUACAGAAGAUUCCCUUUAUCAUAUGUCUAUUCCCCAUUGUUAUAACAUUUGCAGUUUUAGAACUGUUCCUGACUAGCAAUUGGAUAAAAUGUAAAGUAUUAUUUUCGUCCAUUUGUGUUUAUUUCACUUUACUUCAUGAUUAGCCGAUUCUGUAUAAUUAGUUAUUUCAUGCUAUUAUAAUUUUACCACAAAAACCUUUAAAAAUGUGUAUACAUAAUGUUUUUAUGUUCAUUUAAUUGGUGCAUUCUAUAUCCGUAUACAUAUAUUGUCCUGUGAUACAUAUGUACAUAUUCUCAUAUAUGCAGAUUUUGUAUGUCAUUGGUAUUUGUAAGAAGACUUGAAUAUUAGUUCAUAAUAUGUGAUGGUACCUCAAGUGAAUGCUCUUCGACUGAAUCGCUUCCCAAGUUCCCAAUAAGCACAUUCUUGAAUGAGAUAUCUGUAAUAUUUUCUGCAUGUUUUGAAAGUAGAAUCAACAAAAGCAAUUACUAAUUACUUAGGUUUUGGCUAUCAUCUCAUUACAUACCGUAUAUCAGGGGUAAACAAGAUUUGUCAAAUAAAGUUUUUCUUGAGUGUUUUAUUAUUAUUUUUUUUUUUUAAAUGUAUGUGUUUAAAUUGUGCUAGAAAUGGUGCAUUAAGUUUACAAAAAGGGGUGGUGGAGGCAGUCUUUGUAUAUUUAAGUGUUUGAAGUGCACUGUCAAAUAUUUACCAAGCAAUAGCAACUGCAGCUCUGUUUGGCAGUAGGCCUAAUGUGUUAGUGUUUAUUUGUGCAAAUAUUAAAUAUACUGUAUUCAGUGUAAAGUUAUACAAAGUACACUAAAUAUUAGACGCAGUAGGCCUACCGUAGGCCUAUAGGAUACCAAAAAAAAAUGGAUCUGCAAUAUUUUUGCAGACAUUAUUAUUAAAUUUAUACGAUUUUUUAUUUUAUUUUCAUAUGACACCCCAUUUUCUCACAGGUGAUUAAAACGUAAAAUAUCCUAAUUUAUAUAUGGACAGUAUAAUGCAUGUGCGUUGAUCAGUUUGUAAUGAGAACUGAUUUAGUGAGAGGGAACCGAAUGCUGGUCAACUCGCCCCAGUGUUUGGACAACUCGCCCCAAACUUUACUGACCGUAAAUAAUUGUGACAAAAUUAAAAAUAGACGUCUACAACUUUGGUGUCAUUUUAUUAUUAAUAUUACAGUGAACCCUGCUAUUACGAGCACUUAUUAAAUGGUUUUAUAUUGGGGAGAUCCUAAUAUUCAUUAUAUAAAGAACGGUCAAGCCUAUUUUAACGACGUUUCAAGUCGUUUGUGGGUUUGUCCCUUAGGAAUGACCAGACAAGGCCCUUGGACUCCGACAGGUGUGCAUAUUCAACAAUAUUUAAUGCACAUUAUUUCUUAAAAUAUUGGUAUAUUAAUUAAGAAAAUGGUAAUGAUAUGAGUUGACUAAACAGUGUGGGGCGAGUUGACCUGCUCCCAGGGAACCAACAAGUAUAACUUUAGAGUUGUCUCCCAUAUUCUGAUAAAUCUGACACUCGGGAGAAUGGUGUGAAACUAACAAUUUUCUUCUCUACUUCCCGUUUCUGUUGUGUAAAUGGUGAGGCAUUAAGCUAUCUGAUUUUAUACACGUACUAAUAUACAAAGCUAGUUACGAAUCAACUUUUAAAGGGUCUCUUUUCUGAAACAUCUUAUUUUAUCGUAAGUAAACCAGAUAUUUUGGUUUUUGACAGUGUUUGAUGAUGAGUGGAUGACCGUGCCACACUGCCAGUUCGAUGAGUCACGACCGAUGCAUUGAUUGACUAAAUUAAAGUCCGAUUCAUAUUUUUGACAACUACGAUAAAUUACUCUCCUAUCUAUAAUUUCCUUUAGACGUUCUACACUUUUUGUUCAAACAAAUCGUGAAAAAACAGUUCACCAAAGCAAACAUCUAUGACUAUGGUCCGUUUAACAUUAACAUUUUGACAUCUAUUGGUCCUCCAACGAAUCCAUGACUUUUCGCCCCCAUUUUGACCUGUUCGCCCCAUGUACCAGUUUUCCCCCAACUGUUUGCCUAUUUGCCCCCAACUGUCAGUUUGCCCCCAACUCCCAAUUAUUUGUUACUUUUAAACAAUUACAAUUGUAUUGUUUCUUUAGAGGCAUGUUAAAGUGUGUGUGUGUUUCUUUUCUUAGAGGGGAGGCAUUGUUGUCUUUCCACGAUUUGGACACACGGAUGCACAAAUUGGUUGUCUGCACGCCCUGGGCAAACAAAAUAGGUUACGGGCAACCAUUCUUUGUCAAACAGUGGCCUGAUGGGCAACCAAGAAAAUCAUAAAACAAAUCAAAUGAAAAACAAAACUUCGCAACACUUUGACAGUCACAGGCAAUCAAAAGUAUCGGCACUGACAACUUGACUGACAGGCAGUAUAAAUAUCCACCCUAAUGCUGCCAUACAUUCAGCGUCCACCGUGCAUGAUUUUGGCAGGAGGCGUUUGGAAAAGCCAUCUGCCAGAUAUUUCAUCCCCAAACUAGCUGGUUCCUACCAAUUCUCGCUACAAAAUAUUUUCUAUUCACCCUAAAACCUUGUUGAUGCAUCCCAAUACUGACGACUUGUGCUUACCGAGUGUUUAAUUAUUAAUGAAAUACGUGUAUUUCUUAAAUGUUGUCAUUAUUAACUUUACUUCAAAAUGAGUUCUGCAUUUUGUAAAACAUGUUUUUCAUGUUUUAAGUUCUUCAUAUUUUCAUGAAUUAAAUUGUAUUUUUGCUAAAUGGUUUAGUAAUAUUGUCAAUAUAAAAUAUGUAUUUGGUGGUGAAAUAAUCCGAAUAAGUACAAACUAGUAGUACUAAGCAUUUCCUGUAAUGUUUUGCGUCAUUGGAAUUGUACACGUUAUUGAAUGGUGGGGGUUGUUUGUUAAGAAUUAUGUAUCCUUUUAAAAACAAUAUCUUGUAA
Molecule: messenger RNA, 6015 nt
Organism: Gigantopelta aegis
Lineage: Eukaryota; Metazoa; Mollusca; Gastropoda; Neomphalida; Peltospiridae
Exons: 5
Coding region: 356-1309 (317 amino acids)
Source: RefSeq, a predicted model, not a curated record